Molecule: messenger RNA, 1746 nt
Organism: Alternaria atra
Lineage: Eukaryota; Fungi; Ascomycota; Dothideomycetes; Pleosporales; Pleosporaceae
Exons: 2
Coding region: 1-1746 (581 amino acids)
Biological process (GO): positive regulation of transcription by RNA polymerase II
Cellular component (GO): nucleus
Molecular function (GO): transcription cis-regulatory region binding; DNA-binding transcription factor activity
Source: RefSeq, a predicted model, not a curated record
AUGGCAGAUGAGGGCGGCUUGGUCAGACGAGGCGUCGAACCAUCAUCGCUGCAUCGACCACCAGGACGACCACCUGCGCGCUUCAGGAUCAAGGAUGUUACAGCGGAAGUAAUACGCGAUUACCAGCAUUAUGAUCCAGGAGAUGAGCUUGAUGUAUCGGAUCAGUCCGAUGCUCAGCAAGCGAAUGCCACUAACGACGUAUCGCCGUCUACGGUGCACAGUCAGGGUACACCAUAUCAAGAACGCUUAUGCUGGCAGCACAAUACAUCUUUCCCAACAGCAGAAGCCAACAUCGCCCGUCUUCAGUCCACCGAUUACGUUUCCUUACCUACUCCAGGAGAUCUUGAGUCCAUCUGGCACAGUCCUGUCGCCACGACGUAUCUAGACGACAGCGUCUUCCUUCCAGGUUCAGCAUACCUUGAUGCGCACUCUACAUUCCGAAGCCACCUAAUUCAAGAAGUGAGAUCCAACGUACCGACCCGGCAAGUGACACCCGAUCCCACUCGUAUUGAUCAUGUAUGGGGACAAGUGCAAGCCUCCUACACGCCAUCCCCCCAAACCCAUGGCACAGAAAUCCCUCCCCGCAUUGAUCCAGUCGACGAAUCAGAUUCCACAAACCUCCCAGCACCCCAGCUAUCAGAAGAAGAAGAAUUUGUAUUAUGGAAGAACUGGUUCGAUGAGGUAGCACCCUGGAUCGAUAAAUUCGACAACGAUCGCCACUUCCGGCAUACACUACCCGUCAUAGCGCGUUCUCAUGACCACCUACGAUACUCCAUACUCGCGUUGUCCGCACGCCAAAUGGAGCGUAAGAACAACAGUAAACACACGGAGCGCAGCCUAUCUCUAUACCAAACAGCCAUUCAACUCGUCUUACCCCAGCUACACACGCGCAGUACGCCCGUGAUAGCAUCAUGCGUCGUACUCUGCGUACUGGAAAUGUUAAGCAGCUCGGCGAAAGCAUGGCACCAGCAUCUCGACGGCUGCGCGCAUUUGUUGGAAGCUGUGGGGAUUAACGGCUUCUCAGGUGGUGUCGAUCAAGCGCUGUUUUGGUGCUUUGCUCGCAUGGAUGUGUGUGGUGGGCUCAUUGCGAGCUCUAAAACGCUUAUACCGGUGGAGCACUGGGCUCAUGGUAUGGAUCUUGAUGCUGAUGUGGGGCGAUUCCGAGCGGAUGGCGGGUAUAACGCUCAUGCAUGCGAAGCGGUGUAUCUCUGCGCUCAAAUACUCGAUUUGCUGUCUUUCCAUUCAAAUCUGGCUGGACGUGUUGGUGCUACACCCCCGACGUCUGCAGAUACAGAUGAAGCGUACGCAGCGAGGUGGAUGAGACUCUGGUACCACUUAUCCGCAUGGUACACCACACGCCCUCCAGAAAUGCUUCCCAUAUCAUCCUUCACCACUUCCGCCUCACCAUUUCCCAAAAUCCUAUACAGCAACCCCGCUGCCAUGUCAGGCAACCAACUACAUCACACCGCGUGUAUCUUACUGCUACGACACAAACCUUCCGGUGUCACCGUCUCCCCCAAACCCAACUCAAUCUUCUGGCAUGCGCGCCAGAUCUGUGGGAUUUCGACUAGUAAUGAUGACCAUGCUGCUUGGACCAAUGCGAUACAGCCAUUGUGGAUUGCAGGGCAGUGGAUGAGUCAUGAGAGUGAGCAAAAGGCGAUUUUGCAAUUGCUAGAGAAGAUUGAAAAGCAGUCUGGGUGGAGUACGAAAUGGAGGGCCGAGGACUUGAGGGAGUUUUGGGGUUGA